Diabrotica virgifera virgifera (western corn rootworm) is the source of this 7038-nucleotide messenger RNA. RefSeq names its product gastrula zinc finger protein XlCGF57.1-like. Lineage: Eukaryota; Metazoa; Arthropoda; Insecta; Coleoptera; Chrysomelidae. Gene Ontology annotation, cellular component: nucleus. The record is from RefSeq and is a predicted model, not a curated record. The coding region runs from base 125 to 2011 and encodes 628 amino acids. The transcript is spliced from 3 exons. Gene Ontology annotation, molecular function: RNA polymerase II cis-regulatory region sequence-specific DNA binding; DNA-binding transcription activator activity, RNA polymerase II-specific. Gene Ontology annotation, biological process: regulation of transcription by RNA polymerase II.
GUGAUUUGGUUCACUUUGGUUGUUUUGUUUGGUUAUGUUUAUUGUUUAUAUAUUUUUGUUUUUAAUUUUUAAACUUAAAUAAUCAUUGAACGAUUGAACACUCGCUUCGCUUAGUUUGUUAGCCAUGGAAUUUAAAGUCGAAAUCAAGGGAGAGUUUUUUGAAAAUAAUGAAAGAAACAUAGGGAGUCCCUUAUUCACAUUAACAGGUAUUGGAGGUUUGAAGAAUGAACCAGAAGCAAUGGAAUUGAAAGCUGAAAUUAAGAAAGAAUUGGUUGAAGAUGAACAAGGAUAUAUAGAGAGUCAACUAACUAGUUCUGUAGAUCUUGGAGACUUGAAGAAUGAAAUAGAUGAAGAUAGCUCAGGAUUUUCUAAGGAGAAUGGAAUGGAAAACAUGAACACAUUACCUGAAAUUUCAUGCAAAGAAGUACAACAAAUAAGUCCAAGCUCAGGAGAAAAAAAGCAAUUGUCUCAAAAAGAUUGUUUGGAAUGUGACACAUACAAUUGUGAAAUUUGUUUUAAGCAGUUUAAACAUAAAAGUCGUUUGAAAACACAUUUGAGACUGCAUUCUGUGGAAACGCCUUACAAGUGCGAAAUUUGUUUUAAGCAGUUUAAUCAAAAAGGUCAUUUGAAAACACAUUUGAGACUGCAUUCUGGCGAAACGCCUUACAAGUGCGAAAUUUGUUUUAAGCAGUUCAGACAUAAAACUUCUUUGGAUGCCCAUACGACAGUUCACACUGGAGAAAUGCCUUACAAGUGUGACAUUUGUUUUAAGCAGUUUAACCAAAAAAGUAAUUUAAAAACACAUUUGAAACUGCAUUCUGGGGAAACGCCUUACAACUGCGAAAUUUGUUUUAAGCAGUUUAACCAAAAAAGUAAUUUGAAAACACAUUUGAGAGUGCAUUCUGGGGAAACGCCUUACAAGUGCGAAAUUUGUUUUAAGCAGUUUAACCAAAAAAUUAAUUUGAAAACACAUUUGAGACUGCAUUCUGGCGAAACGCCUUACAAGUGCGAAAUUUGUUUUAAGCAGUUCAGACAUAAAAUUUCUUUGGAUGCCCAUACGACAGUUCACACUGGAGAAAUGCCUUACAAGUGUGACAUUUGUUUUAAGGAGUUUGACCAAAAAAGUAAUUUAAAAACACAUUUGAAACUACAUUCUGGGGAAACGCCUUACAAUUGCGAAAUUUGUUUUAAGCAGUUUAACCAAAAAAUUAAUUUGAAAACACAUUUGAGACUGCAUUCUGGGGAAACGCCUUACACGUGCGAAAUUUGUUUUAAGCAGUUCAGACAAAAAAAUUCUUUGGAUGCCCAUACGACAGUUCACACUGGAGAAACGCCUUGCAAGUGUGAAAUUUGUUUUAAGCAGUUUAACCAAAAAAGUAAUUUGAAAACACAUUUGAGAGUGCAUUCUGGGGAAACGCCUUACAAGUGCGAAAUUUGUUUUAAGCAGUUCAGACAAAAAAUUUCUUUGGAUGCCCAUACGACAGUUCAUACUGGAGAAACGCCUUACAAGUGUGAAAUCUGUUUUCAACAGUUUAACCAAAAAAGUAAUUUGAAAUCACAUUUGAGACUGCAUUCUGGGGAAACGCCUUACAAGUGCGAAAUUUGUUUUAAGCAGUUUAACCAAAAAAGUAAUUUGAAAAUACAUUUGAGACUGCACUCUGAAGAAACGCCUUACAAGUGCGAAAAUUGUUUUAAGCAGUUCAGACAUAAAAUUUCUUUGGAUGUCCAUAUGACAGUUCACACUGGAGAAAUGCCUUACAAGUGUGAAAUUUGUUUUAAGCAGUUUAACCAAAAAAGUAAUUUAAAAACACAUUUGAAACUGCAUUCUGGGGAAACGCCUUACAAUUGCGAAAUUUGUUUUAAGCAGUUUAACCAAAAAAGUAAUUUGAAAAGACAUUUGAGGCUACACUCUGGAGAAACGCCUUACAAGUGCGAAAUUUGUUUUAAGCAGUUUUCUCGAAAGGAUGUUUUAAAAACUCAUUUGAGAGUGCACACUGGAGAAAAUCCUUAACAGUGUGAGAAUUGUUUUAUACAGUUUAUCCAAGCAAGUCAUUUCAAAGCACAUUUGAGAGUGCACACUAGAAAACAAUAUAGGUUUGAAAUGAGGCUAUCAAAGCAACAGUUGCCUAACCACAAAAACGAAGUUUUGAGAUAGAUUCAAUCUUUGCAUUCGUAUUUCCAGUAAGUAUAUUUGUUAAGGGAGCAAGAAAUUAUGUAGCGCCAUCUAGCCAAAUAUAGAGGUAGGUUGUGUCGGCCCCUGUUUAUCCGAAGAUCUAGUGUUGAUAUAUUGAUCUCUUCUUAUUCAAUUGCCAUCUCCGCGACGGAGGACGGCAAUCAUCAUAACUAUUCGGACUUUAGAGACGGCUGCUCUGAAAAUUUUAUUUGAUGUACAUCCGUACAUUCCCUCAGGUUGCGCAGCCACGAUAUUCUGCGUCUCCCUAUGCUUCUUUUUCCUUGAAUCUUUUCCUGCAUAAGUCUAGAAAACGUAGUACCUAGCUAACCUAACUAUUAGCAGAGCACUAUUCUCAUUUUGUUAAAAUUUGCUCUAGCCUUUUAUAUUCUGAUUUUGAUUUCCUGGAAGUAAUCACCUGUGGAGUUGAUCAUUGUUCAAUUAAUAUUAAUCUGAAAAUGCUCAAUGUCUGGCUUAGGCCACUGUUGCUCUGAGGGCGUCAAACAUGUUUUAAAAAGUCUCGUCAAGUAGGCAAAAUGAAACUGCAUGAGAGAUUAGAGAGUGUUUAGGUCACUUAUUUCAGUAACGUCAAACGUUAUUUUGCUCAUGCACAUUGACAGAAAAAUAACGGAUUACUUUUUAAGCGGAUAAAGUAUUCCCGUAUUUAGGUAAAAAUAGGGUUCACGAUAUUAAGGAAUGACAUGUUUGUAAUAUUGCCAGAUGCCAUAUAUCUAUUCUAAAUCAUAAAAACGAAAAAAAAAGUCAUGAGCUGAACCAAAGAAAACUAGAAAAAAUGUUUGUAAUGAUGUAUAAAAUUGUAAUCAAAAUUUAUUUUUUCUAAAAACGAUCAGUUAAUAAACAGAUAAUAUAUUCCACUUGGCAACCGUAUUAGAAUAAUUUUAAAUUACACCACUUUUUGAAAAAUCUGACCCUUGACUGAAUUUUCUUGUUAAAUUUAAAUAGGUUAUAGCACACAACUACUGUUUUAUCAAAAAUCAAUUAUCUAGACAUAAUAAUAAUAGACUAGAUAAGGUAUGGGCCGCUCUGUUUAUCUAGGUGUAAGGCCAAUAUCAAGGACGUCAUUGGCCAAUAUUCGCUUUGAAUGGUCUAGCCAUCUUUGACUGUCACAUUCGUGGGAUCGCUUGGUAAAAAUAGACGGAUAUACAAAUAGAUUACAGUCUUAUACACAUAGAUUUGGCCAGCUCCGAAAAAUAGCGUAACGUGGAGCAGUUCGGGUCGGUAGUCUAUCUAUCUCUCUCUACCGGCGCUCAACUUUCUCUCUCUAGCAUAUGAUGGCUGCCACCUCUGUGUCACUCGUUCCAUUACUCCCACCUCUUAGUAGAUACGCUCACACUCGUACGACAGAAAAGAUAGCUAGACCACCGUACUUGAUAUUGGCGUUACACCCCGAUGCAUUGAGUAGCAUAUCCCUAGCCAAGUCUCUUCCUUUAGAUGUCUCUGCGGAUAUACCACCGAUCGACUGCCCGCGCAUUACACUAUUUUGCUCAGUAUGCCAUGUCUAUUUUUAUUAUGUCUAUGGUUAGCGUAGUGCGUAGUUUCCAUCGAGUUAGAAUCCCAUGGAUAAGCUAUGAGCAUAUUAACCUGUGUAUUAUAAACGACAUCAUAAGGUAUAGUUAACGAUCAUACAAAUAUGGCGGUGGAAUCAGAGCUGGACCCAAUAGGGCUUUUCAACGCUUCUCAUUUGUUUCAAGCUUCUGUCGUAUGUCGUAUAUUAAUAUUAUACACGGAUUAUACGACAUAUAUGACGAAAGCUCGAAAUAAAUGAGAAGCGUUGAAAAGCCCUAUAAUAUUAAAACUACUAUACAAAUCAAUCACUAUCUCGACAAUACCUGGAGCAACAAAGUCUGCUUUGACUAUACAUUAUUAUUCACUUGGUGCGUAUAAUUUUGUAAGAAGAAUUUUUGGGAUUUUAACUCGAUGGUAGUUUCUGAAAGGAUUCAAAAACGAUUUUAAGUAAAAAGGUUAUCCCUUAUUUAUUACUCAAUGCUCAUGACCAUUAUAACGUUUUACGUUUAACGUACAUCAAAAAUAGUCCAUUCUUUCACGGUUUUUGCUCUAAAUUUUAAAGAACCGCUUGGAUUGACAUGAAAUUUGGCACACGUAUAGCUUACAUGUCAAAGAAAAAAAGUGAUAUUGUGCCGAUGUGUGCUUUUGCCCUGGGGGUGACUUUCACUCCCUCUUGGGGUGAAAAAAUAUAUGUCCAAAAUAAGUCCGGAAAUGGGUAAACUGACUAAUUUUAAGUAACUUUUGUUCUAUAGAGCUUUUUCGCCAAGUCAACACUUUUCGAGUUAUUUGCGAGUGAAUAUGUUCAUUUUUUAACAAAAUAACCACGUUUUUAGACGGUUUUUCGCAAAUAACUCAAAAAGUAAGUAUUUUGUCGAGAAAAACGUUCUUAGCAAAAAUAUAGCUUAUAAAAAAGUAAAAAAAUGGUGUACGCGUUAGGUCUCUGGAUCUCGUAGAACCAGGGCCUGUAUUCCGUGCACUGUAGAUAUCUACACGUCGCUUUCUAUCGAUGUCAAUUUUCGUAAAAAUAUUUGAAUUUUUAGCUUUAAUUGAAUUACUUUCUAGUUUUGCUAGUUUAUACUCUAAUUGAUGUUGAAAUGACACUUAGUAAAAUAAGAAAAUAUUUGAAUUAAAACUAAAAAUUAAAAUAUAUUGACAUCGCGCCCAUCGCUUUCUAUUAAUGUCAAUAUAUUUGAAUUUUUAGUUUUAAUUCAAAUAUUUUCUUGUUUUACUAAGUGUCACUUCAGCAUCAAUUAGAGUAUAAUCUAUCAAAACUAGAAAAUAAUUCAAUUAAAGUUAAAAAUUCAAAUAUUUUUACGAAAAUUGACAUCGAUAGAAAGCGACGUGUAGAUAUCUACAGUGCACGGAAUCCAGGCCCAGAGUUAUAGCCAGUGAAAAAUAGAUUCAUAUUCACCAAAUUUCAAAUAGAAUAUUUCGACGUGAGAUAUCCAAAAAAUUAAGCACUUUUUGGGGAAAACCCAUUAUAACUUUUUUAAAGUGUUUAAAAAAAGCUUUAUUUCUGUUUUUGCAAAAAGUUUCUAGCAUUAAAUUUAAGCAAGUUACGCUGAAAAUUUUUUGCUCAAUUAGAAAUCCAAUGAAAUCAAUUAAUUUGUGGUCAUCUGAUUGAAUACAACCAAUAAAACCAACAUUAUACUGAAAACAGAUCCCAUGGGCUGUUUUCACUCAAUCAUGUAGCUAUGGAUACCUACAUUUCGUUUCAUUUCGAUUUUGACACAAUAUUUCAAAAUGUCACGAUUUGGUUGUAAUACUGAUGAGAAUAUUAAUGAAAUUAUCGAGUCGAAUAUACCAAAGAAUACUGUUUACAAAAAUUUUUCUAUCCGAAUAACCCUCGAACAUUGAUAAAUGCUCAAAAAUUUUAUAACAACUUUCUCAAGCUUGUUGCUUACAGGCAACAGACUUUCGAAAUCUGUUAUAAAAAUUUUUCGAACAAUUAUCAAUGUCCUUGGGUUAUUACUACUGAAAAUAAAGUUGGUCCCUUUUGUUUUUGCAAAAAAGAAUCGGGAAGACCACCCCCUAAUUAGCAACUUAAAUGAAAUUAAUCGUUACCGCUCCACAAAUUAUUUUACUUAUGUUGUGUUUAUAUGACCUGUAAGUUUCAUCGAUUCAAAGUGCUUAUUUUUGAAAAAAUUUGAUUUCAAAGUAAAAUUUUUAAAAAUUUAAAUUUUGAAAAAUAAGCUUUUUUUCAAGAUAACUUAAAAAUUGUUAGAGGUACCAAAAAUCUCGAAAAACAAAAAAAGUUAGAUUUGCUUUUCUGAAUAUCAUGUAUUUUUUGUUUUUCUGUUAGACAAAAAUUGAUUAAGAUUUGGUGUUUCUAAAUUUGCAUACAUUCGUGAUCAGUGACUCGUUCAACCCCUUUUAACUACAGCCCUUUCAAUAAUAAGGACUUUGAACCGAUGAAACUUACAGAUCAUAUAAACAAUAUAUACACGAGUCAAGAAACUUGUGAAGUCGUAACGAUUAAGUUCAUUUAAGAUACUAAUUAGGGGGUGAUUUUCUCGAUUUUUUUACCAAAACCACAAGGGACUAACUUUAUUUUGAGCGUAACUUGUUUAAUUUUGAUGCUAGAAAUUUUUUUUAUAAAACAAAAAUGAAGCUUUUUUUAAACACUUUAAAUAAGAUUUCCCCGAAAUGUGCUUCAUUUUUGGUUAUUUCACGUUAAAGUAUUCCAUUUGAAAUUUGACGAAUAUGAACCUAUUUUUCAUUAGCUAUAACUCUGCUUCUACUAGGUGUAGAGACGUGAUAUAUACACCAUUUUUUAAAAUUUGAAUGUGACAUUAAAAGAAUGUUUUUUCGACAAAAUAUUUACUAUUUGACUUAUUUGCGAAAAACCGUCUAAAAGCGUGGUUAUUUUGUUGAAAAAAUGAACAUAUUAACUGCCAAAUAACUCGAAAAGUAUUGACUUAGUGGAAAAACUCUAUAGAACAAAAGUUACUUAAAAUUAGCCAGUUUAUCCAUUUCCUGACUUUCUUUGGACGAAUAUUUUUUUCACCCCCAAGACGGGGUGAAAAGCACCCCCAGGGCAAAAGCACAUAUCGGCACAAUAUCACUUAUUUUCUUUGACUUGUUAGCUAUGUGUUUGUCAAAUUUCAUGUCAAUCCAAGCGGUUCUUUAAAAUUUAGAGAUUUUGCAAUAUUUUACCGGUAAAGAACGGACUAAAAGUAGAGGGCCUAAGAACUCUCUAUUGCAUAGUGGAGAAAACCUUUACAAGUGUGAACAUUGUUAUAUUCAGUCUUACUAAUUAAUUUUCUUUGUACAAUAACUAAUUUUCUUAUGUUAUAAAUACAUUAUACUAGGUGUUAAUAAAUAAUGAUUGAAUUGCGAAA